Dentiscutata erythropus is the source of this 168-nucleotide messenger RNA. The record is from the annotation of a GenBank genome assembly. Lineage: Eukaryota; Fungi; Glomeromycota; Glomeromycetes; Diversisporales; Gigasporaceae.
AUGUUUAAAAGAGCUAACCCAGAAAGAGAGUAUUUUGAUGCAGAGGAGGAGCAAGUUAAAGCAGCUAAUCUUGUUUUAGAAGAUGAUCUAAUGAUGGAAAAUUUCUUCGAUAUUAUGCUUUAUGAACAAAACCAAGAGAUAAAUAAAGGAAGUUCAACUGUUCAUUAA